CGAGGUUAGCGUCUGGGUUUUUGAUUCGCCAUGGGAGUUUUCACCUUCGUCGUCAAGAACUCAGGAGGAGAAUGGAGCGAUAAGCAAUACGAGGGCGACCUUGAGGCCUGUGCUCCUUCUUCCUACGCGCUCCAGAGGAUGCUCGUCCAGGCCGCCCUCUCUGCUAACAGCUCUGGUGGCUUCCAGAGCUCCUACUCUCCCGUCACUCCUUCCUCUGCAGUCUUCCAGGUGAAUUCAUUUCGUAUUACCUUCUCUCUCACAUAA
Messenger RNA from Rosa chinensis, 264 nucleotides. Its product is annotated as 60S acidic ribosomal protein P3-1. The record is from RefSeq and is a predicted model, not a curated record. Gene Ontology annotation, cellular component: ribosome. The transcript has a single exon. Bases 31 to 264 code for a protein of 77 amino acids. Gene Ontology annotation, molecular function: structural constituent of ribosome. NCBI's taxonomy places the organism in Eukaryota, Viridiplantae, Streptophyta, Magnoliopsida, Rosales, Rosaceae.